CUCCGUGAUUCGUCUACUCCUCUACUCAACUCAAAUACUCAAUGCUCAUAGGUUUUUACUAUUUAUGAAGCGCUCAAUAACUUUUCGUUUAACCUCAUAUUAGUAUAUUACUGCAGUACAGUACUACAUUAUUCAUAUUUUUCUAUGGAAUUCAUGUUUAGUGCCACAGUGAAAGUUUUAAUAAGUUAUUAGUAAAUAGUCAUCUUUAGUUAUAUUCUAGUCAUCACUAUCUAUUUUAUAUACAUUGAGUUUAAUCAACGUUCAAUUAAAAUGUCAGAAAAAUUAGAACCACGGAAAAUUUGUGACUUGAAGGUGACUGAAUUACGUUCCGAACUUGAAAGACGCGAUUUGGAUAAAACUGGAGUAAAAGCGAUACUUUUAGAGCGUUUGCAAAAGGCACUUAUUGAAGAAGGAGAAGAUCCAGAAAAUUGUACAUUUGAUAAAUUUGAAUUGAAAAAUGUUAAUUCUACAGAAAAAUCAGUAAUAUCAGAAAAAAAGUCUCCGAGUGUUGAAAAAAAAAAACCAGUUACUCCAACAAAAACAAUAAAGAAAAAUGUUAUUGGCAGAAGACCUGGGCCUAAGUCAAAAACAUGUGUAACACAGUUAAAAGUUGAAAAAAUUUCUUCAAGUAUUUUACAAAAAGAAAAUGAUGAUGUAAAUCAAGAACAAGUUGAUAGCAGCAAUGUCAUUGCUAGUUCUGAGGAUUCAAAAACAAUUUUAUUAGAUACAAUUAACUCUGAUGUUAUUGAUUCAAAUGAAGCAGAAGCUAAGGAAAUUGAUACCGAUGAAUCACAACUAAAUGAGACAGAUGUUAAUACAAUUUCACUUACUCAAAAACCAACUGUACUUGCUAUAGAUUCUGACUCAACUAGUACUCAUGAAAAUACAAAAGAAUUUGAAGGUGAAAUAAAUGUUACACUAAUAGAUUCUAAAAAUACAAAAAAAACUAUAUUUGAAGCAGAAAGUAAUGAAAUAAAACAAAUUAAAUGUUUAGAUAAUUUAGAUACUGACAUGAAAGUUAAAGAAAAAACUUCAAUUAUUAAGAAUGAUAUAGAAGAACAAAAAUAUAAAAACAAUGUCAUUGGAGUGAAAGAAGUUGUACCAGAAACCAAUGAAGAUGAAGAUGAUAUACAAGAUGAAGAAUUAGAUCAUGAAAUCGAUGAGGAAUUGGAUCAUGAAGUUAAUGAAGAAUUGGAUCAUGAAAUUGACGAAGAAACAAAUUACAAUAAUGAUGAUUUUAAUCUAACUAAUAACACAGAAAAAUGUACUCAGGAACAUAAUAAAGAUGACAAUAAUGAAGACUCUAUUAACUUGACGAUUGGAGAAGACGAUAUUAAAUUAUUUGCUGAUGAGGAAGAUACAAACAUUGAAAAAGAGGACGAUUUGAACGAGAACCAUACCAAAGAAGAAACAUUGAUCAAACAGCGAGAAUCUCGUCAUCCAGUUACUGCUAGUAGCAGUAGAGCAACAACUGGAUUAGUCAAAAGCCGUCGCAGUGCAACUGAAAAGCGAUCUGUUGGAGAUAAACCACGGAGUACCCACAAAGAGGACAAGGACAUCAGCAAUUCAAAACCCAUCAUCAGUGUCAGUUUGCCCAAAGAUGAGAAGAAAGAAGAGGAGAAACAAGUUAAAGAUAAAGUGGAAACUAGCAAUAAGCAGAGUAAUGAUGCAAAGGUUCUGCAAAUAUCAAGUGAAACAUCUAAGAAAAACAACUCAUCAUUGGUUCGCAACAUUUGGGUUAGUGGCUUGGCAUCAAUCACUAAGGCCACUGAUUUAAAACAGCUUUUUUCAAAAUAUGGAAAGGUUGUUGGCGCAAAAGUUGUGACAAAUGCCAAAACUCCAGGUGCUCGUUGUUAUGGGUUUGUUACAUUAUCUUCAGCGGAAGAUGCUAAUCGCAGUAUAGAAAAUUUACAUAAGACUGAACUUCAUGGACGUGUUAUUAGUGUUGAACGAGCUAAACGUGAUAAUGGCUAUCAAGUUAUGGCAAAAAAUUCUAAUCCUUCCAAAGUAAAUGAAAAUUCUGAAACUGAACAAAAUACAAAAAAGCUUGAGGAUAAAAAAGAAAAACGAGAAGAAAAAAGGGAAAAGAGACCAGAAAUUACAAUUAAUGAUGUUAAAAAACCAGACUUGUCAACCUUAAAGCGAUCAUUGUCUAAAGAUCAAAAUCAAGAACCAAAACGUUCUAAAAUUGUAAUUGAAAGAGAUGAUCGAAAAAAAGAAAGGAGCAUCAAAAGUAAAAGUAAUGAACGUGACCGAGAAAAGCUGAGAGAAUUAGAGCGAGAAAGAGAACGUUUAGAAAGAGAAAAAAGAAGGCAACAGGAGAUUUUAAAUUUGACAAAAAUGAAAACUGAACGUGAAAGGUUAAAACAAAAAGAACAAGAGAGAGCAAUGAGAGAAGAAGAACGUAAGAGGCGUAUUGAAAAAGAACGCCAAUUAGAAAUUGAAAGAAAACAAAAAGAAGAAGCAAUACGUUUAGAAAAAGAAAGGCAAAAACUUAGAAUUGAACGUGAACGAAUUGAAAAGGAAAAAUCAGAACUAUUACGUUUGGAGCGUGAAAAUCAACGUUUAGAACGAGAAAGAUUACAAAGAGAAAAAGAAGAGUUACGUAGAGCACAAGAAAAAUUAGAAGAAACAAAGCGUCAAGCAUUACUUAAGCGUGCUAUUCCCCCAUCUCCACCACUUCCUAGUAAAAGACAUUCUUCAUCUAAUUCAUCUCGAUAUGAAGAAAGAAAAGAACCAAUUCGUAAUUCUCGUAUUCAGCCUAGUACAGACUAUAUGAACCAAGCACCUCCACCUCCAAACAUAACAUCAUCUAGACAUCGCUAUGAACAGCAUUCGUCAGAUUCCCGUCGUAUGAGGCCAUCACCACCACCUCCGCCCCCACCUGCAUCAAGACCCAAAGACUCUACUGUGAACAUCAGAUAUGGUGGUGCCCCACCAGCAACAGAUCAUCAUUAUAGAAGCCGUGAUGAUCGGUCAGAUCGUAGAGAAGAAACUCGUAAAAAAGAUUCAAGUAGUGGAGGUAGUAACAGACAUGCUCAUGCAUCAUAUGAUUCAAACAAAAGUUCCUAUGGAAUGUCCCGCAACAGUGAAAGUAAUACUUGGUCAUCAGCCCCAGUAAAGAGUUCUUAUGGUUCACUUGGUUCAAGCUCUGGAACUAAUAAUAUGGUAAUGAGCUCAAGACCAGAUCCUUGGUCAAAUAGUAAUAAUAGUCGAGAAAUUGAAACAACCGUAUGGCAACGUCCUCCUCAACCACCUCCAGAAAACAGAUGGAACAGUACAUCAAGUAAUCCUUCUUCUAUGUCAUUAAGUGGACGUAGUUCGAGUAGUAACGCCUUGUAUGGAAAUAACCAUCAAGUUAUACCAAACAUUGGAUUAAACAUGUCAACAAACUACAGUGAUAGUAGAUUUGACAGUUAUAAAAUGAGUGGCAUGUCACGAAAAUAUUAGAAAAAUUCGAAUCAUCUAAUUGUUAGCAUUUAAUUAUAGCACAUUCCGUUGUUCUUGUGCUAUUUAUGCUAAUUGUGCAUGUAUUAUAAUUUUUAACAAUCGUUUUUAUACAUAUGAUAUUAUUGAUUUUAUUUGUAUUACUUCAAUUGAAUUUUUGAACUAAUAACUAUGCAUUUUUAAUAAACACGGUAGUUUGUAGA
This is a messenger RNA of Rhopalosiphum maidis (corn leaf aphid), 3650 nucleotides long. RefSeq names its product scaffold attachment factor B2-like. The record is from RefSeq and is a predicted model, not a curated record. The transcript is spliced from 17 exons. NCBI's taxonomy places the organism in Eukaryota, Metazoa, Arthropoda, Insecta, Hemiptera, Aphididae. The coding region runs from base 271 to 3450 and encodes 1059 amino acids. Gene Ontology annotation, molecular function: RNA binding; sequence-specific DNA binding. Gene Ontology annotation, cellular component: nucleus. Gene Ontology annotation, biological process: regulation of mRNA processing; regulation of transcription by RNA polymerase II.